Messenger RNA from Alternaria hordeiaustralica, 975 nucleotides. RefSeq lists its product as uncharacterized. The record is from RefSeq and is a predicted model, not a curated record. The transcript is spliced from 2 exons. NCBI's taxonomy places the organism in Eukaryota, Fungi, Ascomycota, Dothideomycetes, Pleosporales, Pleosporaceae. The coding region runs from base 1 to 975 and encodes 324 amino acids.
AUGACACGGAAGAAGAAGAGGAAGCAGAGAAAAACCGUAGCAUGCGACGACUCAGACAUCGAGGAAGUACAUCCUGCCUCUAUUUUCAAGACACCUCGAAACCCUCGAGCGACGUUCGAAGGCCUCCCAACUGAAAUGCGCCUUCAGAUCUACGAUUACCUACGCGACUUGUUACACAUCCACGUACGCAGACGUGUAAAGACAAAGAAAGAAGCUUCGUCCCAAGCCAGAAAGCCGCCGCCUUUCGUAUGGUAUCCCUGCCGCCGUACCAAUCCGAACACGCGGCUGCUAUGCGCGAAUCCCGAGUGGUCAGGCAUGUGCAAAGAAGAAGAUCGUUGCAGCUACGAAGCCGACUCUCCAGUCGAGCCCCGAGGACCCUGGGCCCUCAUAGCAUCCAACAAGGCCAUCCGCAAUGAAGCCAAGGAGCUUUUCCUCCGUGACACCGUCUUGUCAGUCAAUUCGCAGGACCUACAUCCCUGGUUGAACCAUCUGGUCAGACAUGCUCCGCAGCGCAUGAAUCAUCUGCAUCAUAUCACUCUUACUGGCCCGAACGAAUGGGAUAGCACGUAUACGGGUCUUGUGCGAUUGUUACAAGAAUACGUACCGAAUCUCGCAGGGCUUGGAUUCCAGUUCUAUACUCACGGCUGUUCUUCAAUCGACAUACAUCAGGUAUCUCAAAACUCAACCCGCAUGGAGCAGGUUGAGUGCAGGAAUUGGCUGGUUUCGAAUAUGAUGUCUCAAUUCGAAUAUCCUAUCGCGUUUGCUCUGGAGGCCAUCAUAUGGCAUAAAACGGGUCCAUCGAAACGUCUUGCUAUCCGAAUGAUUUCGCAGGACAGCGAAGAUGGCGAGGACGAAGCUGACGUGUAUGUUGACAUCGAUGACCCGGGGAAAUGGGCGGAGAGGAGCCUGCAGGCGAAAUGGCGAAAGUUUUGGCAGAAGGAGAACUACGAAAGGGCACUGAGCAGUGUGGUUUAG